AUGGGCUCUCCUUCACGCCAUCGUCGUUCUCCAAGAAGGUCUAUAUCACCAUUCGAACGAAACGAAAGAUAUAGACGCUAUUCUCGCUCUCGCUCACCACCCAGAAGACGCAACCAUCGUUCUCGUUCUCGUUCUUAUUCUCGCUCUCGUUCGCCACCAAGGCGUAGACGAUCUCGCUCACCACCACCAUCUCGCCGUCGUGAAAACAACACCAGAGACGAUCGUAGACAACAUAAUACCGAGAGGGGAGGCAAGAAAUUUGAAUGGGGACGACCUGAGGAUAAUAUGAGAGUGGAAGAAGAGCCUGUAGAGAAGGUCGAACCCAAUUUCGGCUUGUCUGGUAAAUUAGCUGCAGAGACAAACACUGUGAAAGGUGUCGAAUUGAAGUACAAUGAGCCUCCUGAGGCUGCUAAACCUACGACUAAAUGGAGAUUGUAUGUAUUUAAAGGUGAUGAACAAGUUGAUUUAUUACACAUUCAUAGACAAAGCUCCUACUUAAUCGGCCGUGAUCGUGUGGUUGUUGACAUCCCAGUUGAUCAUCCUUCAUGCUCAAAGCAACAUGCUGUGUUACAGUACAGAAUAGUCACCGAGGAAGGUGCGAAUGGUAAGCCUGUCAAGGUGGUAAAGCCCUUCAUUAUUGAUUUGGAAGCUACCAAUGGCACAUUUUUAAAUAACGAGCAAAUUCCAGCAACUCGUUUCGUUGAAUUGAAAGCAAAAGACGUGUUGAAAUUUGGCAGUAGCACCAGAGAAUAUGUUCUUUUGCACGCAGAAUAA
This is a messenger RNA of Mucor velutinosus, 774 nucleotides long. RefSeq names its product cytochrome c1. Gene Ontology annotation, biological process: maintenance of RNA location; mRNA splicing, via spliceosome. Gene Ontology annotation, cellular component: nucleus. The transcript is spliced from 4 exons. Lineage: Eukaryota; Fungi; Mucoromycota; Mucoromycetes; Mucorales; Mucoraceae. Gene Ontology annotation, molecular function: protein binding; mRNA binding. The coding region runs from base 1 to 774 and encodes 257 amino acids. The record is from RefSeq and is a predicted model, not a curated record.